AUGGAUCGUUCUGCAAUUUCCUCGAUUUUACGCGAACUUAAUCUAAAUGAAAAUUCUGUGGCUAAUAUUUACAACCAUGGUUCAUGGGUAUAUGGUACCAAUUCACCUACAUCCGAUCGAGAUCUUAUUAUUGUUACACGUUCACCUUAUCAAAAUCCACUAAAAUUUUAUGAUGAUUUUGAUUACUUUCAUCCAUUUGAAUUACAUAAACUAUGGAAUCAAUAUGAUGUUUUUGUUGUUCAAUGUAUAUUUUUACCUGAUGAAUUUAAAAUCAAAGAAGAAAUUGAUUUUCGUCUAAUUUAUCUUGAAAAAUAUUACAAUCAAUUUCGAUUAAAACAAGUCGCAUUUUAUGAAAUGAAUCGGGAUUUUAAUUUGUAUGAAUCUAAUAAUUUUUCAAAUCAUCCAAAACGUAGUUCAAGAGCAAUUCAAACAAAACAAUUACGCUAUGAUUAUAUAUUUAAAAAUUUAUUUCAUGGUCUGCGAUAUCUAGAUUUUGCUGAACAAUUAAUUCAGACACGUUCAAUACAUAAUUUUAAACGUGUAAUACAUAUAUUUGAGGAAAUGAAAGACAUACGCGGUAAUAGAACAAAUAAUUCAAGUAUGAAACGUGUAGUUGAUUUUGUUCGUAUCAAAAGUGUUGAAUUAAAAUCAAGGUUAGAUUCACUUGUACCAACAAAUAUUAUUCAAGGAUCAUUUCGAGCACAAAUUACCUUCGAUUGUUCAAACUUCAAUAUUAUACGUAUUAAAAUUGAAUCAUUAACAUCCAAUGAAGGUGUACCACAAACAGAUAUUGAUAAAAAAUUAUUUUGGGAUAAAGAAACAAAUUAUUUCGAAUUUCGUUACAGAAUUUUGAAUGCAUUAAAACAACCGGAUGAAACAGAUUCUACUUAUACGGUUAAAAUGCAUUUAUUUGAUGUUGGUCGAGAAAAUGCAUUUAAAAACAAUGAUGAAGUUACAGAAUAUUUGACAAAAAAUAAUUUUCCACCAUUAAAAGUCGUUCGUGAAUUUAUUGUUUAUAAUACAUAUAUUAACUAUGGUAAUAUAAGACAAUAG
Rotaria sp. Silwood1 is the source of this 1053-nucleotide messenger RNA. The record is from the annotation of a GenBank genome assembly. Lineage: Eukaryota; Metazoa; Rotifera; Eurotatoria; Philodinida; Philodinidae.